Messenger RNA from Tinamus guttatus (white-throated tinamou), 641 nucleotides. NCBI's taxonomy places the organism in Eukaryota, Metazoa, Chordata, Aves, Tinamiformes, Tinamidae. The record is from RefSeq and is a predicted model, not a curated record.
UUAUGCCUUCUUUAUCAAAUUGUGACAAUCAGUUUUUGGCCGAAACACUGACCGAGGUCAGAAAGGAGAUCCUUACUUUCCAUCAUGAGGGCUUCUUCUGGCGGUGCUGGUUCUUUGGUGAAGGCGACGUAGGGACCAUCUGGAGCUUCUGGUACACCAGCCAAGCCCAUCCCAAGUUCUGCAUGCAUGGCUACCUGUUUCCUCUGCCCAUUACUCUUGGACCUAUUCCACAUCCUUCAUAUGAUACAACUGCAGUGUACCGAGGCUUCUGGACGGCGUUCAUCACCCUGCGGCGGUCCCUCCCCCGGGCCGGGCCGGCCGGCCUGGUCGGGGGGUUCCUGCUCGUGUGCGGGGUGCCCUUCGGCAGCCCCCGCUUCUACAAGGCCGGGGGCGGAUUCCUCCUCGCCGCCGGAUUCUUGUAUCUGCUGCUCGUGUUGCUGUUUGUGCUGUGGAAGGAGUUUGCAGCCGACCUUCAGAAGUACGUUCUCCUGGAGAGAAGUGAGAAGUGCCUGGACGAUGUGCCCGUGCACGUCUACUACGGGUGGUCCUUCAUGUUUGCCGCCGCGGGGGUGCCCUUGGUUUUGCUGUCUGGACUGCUCUUCUAUCUUGUUGGCAGAGACAUUAUGAAGUCCCUGGAGUAA